AUGCCUAUCACCAAGUACAAGGCUGCCGCUGUCACCUCCGAGCCUGCGUGGUUCGACCUCGAGGGCAGCGUCCAGAAGACGAUUGAUUUCAUCAAUGAGGCAGGUCAAGCCGGCUGCAAGCUGGUCGCCUUCCCCGAAGUCUGGCUUCCUGGAUACCCCUACUGGAUGUGGAAGGUCACUUACCUCCAGAGUCUCCCGAUGCUCAAGAAGUACCGCGAGAACUCUCUCCGCGUUGACUCUGAGGAGAUGCGCCGCAUUCGCCGCGCCGCUCGUGACAACCAGAUCUUCGUCUCCCUGGGUUUCUCUGAGCUUGACCACGCCACUCUUUACCUUGCUCAGGUCCUCAUCGAUCCCACCGGAACCGUUAUCAACCACCGCCGCAAGAUCAAGCCCACCCACGUUGAGAAGCUCGUCUAUGGCGACGGCUCCGGCGACACCUUCAUGUCCGUAACCGAGACCGACAUCGGCCGCGUCGGCCAGCUUAACUGCUGGGAGAACAUGAACCCCUUCCUCAAGUCCCUCAACGUCUCCAUGGGUGAGCAAGUUCACGUCGCUGGCUGGCCCGUCUACCCUGGCAAGGAACGCCAGGUCGCCCCUGACCCGGCCACCAACUACGCCGACCCCGCUUCUGACCUCGUCACCCCGUCCUACGCCAUCGAGACCGGUACAUGGGUCCUCGCCCCCUUCCAGCGUCUUUCCGUCGAGGGCCUGAAGAAGAACACUCCCGAGGGUGUCGAGCCUGAGACGGAUCCCUCCGUCUACAAUGGUCACGCCCGUAUCUACAGGCCCGACGGCAGCCUGGUCACCAAGCCCGAGAAGGACUUUGAUGGUUUGAUGUUCGUUGAUAUCGACCUCAACGAGACUCACCUGACCAAGGUUCUCGCUGACUUUGCCGGUCAUUACAUGCGCCCUGACCUUAUCCGUCUUCUGGUUGACACCCGCCGCAAGGAGCUUGUCACCGAGGCUGAUCCUGAGGGCGGCAUCGCCUCGUACAGCACCUACCACCGCCUUGGCCUGGACCGCCCUCUGGAUUCCAAGCCCGAGCUGCACGAUCAGGAGCCUGUCCACAAGCGUGUCAGCAAAGAGCCUACUGCCAAGCCUGCCAAGAAGCUCUAG
Molecule: messenger RNA, 1116 nt
Organism: Colletotrichum truncatum
Lineage: Eukaryota; Fungi; Ascomycota; Sordariomycetes; Glomerellales; Glomerellaceae
Product: cyanide hydratase
Biological process (GO): cyanide catabolic process
Molecular function (GO): cyanide hydratase activity
Source: RefSeq, a predicted model, not a curated record